AUGGCGGAAGCUCUGGUCGAUACUCCAGGCUUCUUCGAAACAGCUUCGAUACGAUCAGAGCAGACAGAGUUCUCCUGUCUUCGACUCACUGCGCGAACAAAGUACGCGGAAAAGGCGUCUAAGACGUCGAGCACAGAGUACACAAAGCCUUCUCGGCAGGCUGGCAAGCCAACAGCUGCUCAAGCCUUCAUUUGGCGACUUCAUUCGCACAGAGCGAGCAGCUUGCCGAAAUUUGAUGCCUCCACCAGUUCAGACGACGCACUUGCUCUGCCAAACAGCACCAUGCCACCAUCGUUACCUGUGCAUGAUUCUACAGACCUACCCGGAAUCAAUGCACUGGAUGCGCACGAUCACCGCUUCGCGACUGCAUUCGUCUCGCGGAUAUUCAUUCAGAACGUACGGGAUGCGGAGUUGGGCGGAGUGGAAGGAGCCCGAGCACGUCGGAUAGCAGCUGUGUACUACUCGAAGGCUCUCGUGGCCAUCAAUGAGGAUCUCAGAGAUGCCGAUACAGUGAGCGCCGACAGCACACUGCUUUCCGUGCUAGCUCUUGCAUACCACCAGCCGAGGAGCCAGCUAGACUCGCCAAUCUCACAUUUAGCACACCCGAAACAGGGUCCGUUGGACUCUUUGAGACUUCUCAACAUACUUCGUGGUCCAAUUGGAAAGGUGUCAGUCCAUGUGGAAGCUCUCAGUCGAUUGGUGGCCACGCGUGGAGGCCUUCAUGAUCUGACUCUGCCUGGUCUUGCAUCUAUCAUGUCGUAUGGUUCUCUCAUUCACGCUUGCCGCACUCUCGAGUCUCCAGCACUGGAAUACAUUCCAUACCUUGGCAUUAAAAUCGACUCUGUAUUGAUGAAAGCUCGAAGGAGCAACCACCCUCUCCGAAAGCUCACUCGAGGGUUCGACAUAUUUCCGCGACUCGCGACACCAGCUCGAUCUACGGAAUCAUCAGCGGUGUGGCUCGCCCUUGAGCACCUGGCGCUAUAUACGCUUCACGUCGACGACUACGUUGAGAGACGUAAAGUUAGUGAAAACCUAGCAGUGAUUGGCGAAUUACGUGGCUACGUGCAGCACCGACUGAUGGGCUUGUUGGGGUCAGUAUGCGGAUGUCCGAUAGAGUCAGGAAACAACGACCUCAUUAGCCUGGCUUUACUGGCUGCAGCCAUAUACAGUUUCACCUGUGUGUUUCCCCUGGUGGAGGCGCCAUUCGCACGGCUGUCCAAACGAAUCCGUGAGGCAUAUGAAGCGCUUGAGCAAGGCGCUAUGCAUGAUGGUGAGGUCAUUUCAGCGCAACCCCAGCCGAUUACAGCUUGGAUCUUAUGCAUGGGCGCCAUCGCUGCGUCUGAGAUGCCGGAUAGUAUAUGGUAUGCUGCUGCAUUGGCGAGAUGCUUACGGAAGCUGGGUAUUGAGUCUUGGCUGAAGCUGAGGGCGCUGCUGUUGGACUUCCUUUGGCUGCCAAUGACGAACGAUGGGGAUGGCAUGAGAGUCUGGGCGGAGGUUGAGACCUUGCUUGUGAGAGUAAGAGAGACGGGGGAGAGCCGGCAGCAAGGCUGGCGAGCCGAGGGAGGAGUGAUUGUAUGA
Molecule: messenger RNA, 1578 nt
Organism: Cyphellophora attinorum
Lineage: Eukaryota; Fungi; Ascomycota; Eurotiomycetes; Chaetothyriales; Cyphellophoraceae
Exons: 3
Coding region: 1-1578 (525 amino acids)
Source: RefSeq, a predicted model, not a curated record